AUGUGGAAGCAAAUCUUCACCGUCGCGGCGUUGGCUGCAUCUGCCCAGUCCUCAUCCCUGGCGAAAUUCGCCCUAGACAAAGUCCUCAACGACGCAUCGCCCAUCUUCGGCGAAUACGUCAAAACUACAAACCGCACCGCGGAAUGGAUGAAGUCCUAUGCAGACGACACUCUGCUCGUCCACAUGAACAUUCCCGGUACCCACGACAGCGCAACCUGGAACUACACCCAAGCCACCCAGGACUCGCUGUUGGGAAUCACAGACCUGAAUCAGGUCACUGUCCCGACACCGCUGACGUUCCGAUGCCAGGAACUAUCGUUGAUCGACAUGCUCAACAUGGGUAUUCGGGCAUUCGAUCUGCGAUAUGCGUUUGAUCCUACAAACACCACGCUGAUCUUCUAUCAUUCGCAAGCCCUGCUUUCGGAGACUGCUACGCUUGACGAUGUGCUUUUCGGGUUGUAUAAGUGGCUCGAUGACCAUCCUUCCGAGACCCUUUUCCUKUCGAUGCAGUACGAAGGCUCAACCGCUCUUCACGCAUCCAACGAUGCCGCGGUGCAACUCGCGCUGUACUCGGCUCUGACCACACCCGCGGCCCGUACAUACUUUGUGCAGACCAAAGACGAGCUCGGAACGCUCGGUCAAGCACGCGGUAAAAUCACACUCUUGCGCAGAUUUGACCUGGACCAACUGCCCGCUUCAUACACCGACAAUCUGCCCGGAUUGCACUUCAGCCCUAGUCUCUGGACAGACAACAGCCCAGACAUCACGCUUGUCUACAAUACCGCUAAGAAUCUUACUGCUUAUAUUGAGGAUUACUACGAGCCUCUGACACCCUACGGCUCAAGUGCAGCUGAGAACAUUCAAUGGAAGUACAACGCCACCAUCGCAAAUAUUGAAAGAGCUGUUUCGACUGCCCAUCCGGACAGUUUGUUCUGGACUUGGGCGUCGAGUGAGAAUACGGACACUUUCCCGUAUGUCUGGCCUGUGAUUCAAGCGCUGGGCAAUGGGACGGAGUAUACACCAAAGGGGGGAGUUAAUGAUUUGUUGGUGCCGUUUUUGAAGGAGCAGAAGGGGAAGAGGGUGGGUAUUGUGAUGUUUGACUUUUUCGAUCAGCCGGGCGAUUUGAUUGAGACGUUCCUCAGUCUAUAA
This is a messenger RNA of Talaromyces amestolkiae, 1149 nucleotides long. RefSeq lists its product as uncharacterized. Gene Ontology annotation, biological process: lipid metabolic process. The record is from RefSeq and is a predicted model, not a curated record. Gene Ontology annotation, molecular function: phosphoric diester hydrolase activity. Lineage: Eukaryota; Fungi; Ascomycota; Eurotiomycetes; Eurotiales; Trichocomaceae. The transcript has a single exon. The coding region runs from base 1 to 1149 and encodes 382 amino acids.